Mesoplodon densirostris (Blainville's beaked whale) is the source of this 683-nucleotide messenger RNA. Its product is annotated as homologous-pairing protein 2 homolog. Gene Ontology annotation, biological process: meiotic strand invasion involved in reciprocal meiotic recombination; homologous chromosome pairing at meiosis; meiotic joint molecule formation. Gene Ontology annotation, cellular component: condensed nuclear chromosome; DNA recombinase auxiliary factor complex. Bases 2 to 655 code for a protein of 217 amino acids. The record is from RefSeq and is a predicted model, not a curated record. NCBI's taxonomy places the organism in Eukaryota, Metazoa, Chordata, Mammalia, Artiodactyla, Ziphiidae. Gene Ontology annotation, molecular function: recombinase activator activity; double-stranded DNA binding. The transcript has a single exon.
CAUGAGUAAAGGCCGGGCGGAAGCCGUGGCGGGAGCCUCCGGGAUCCUGCUGAGGUACCUACAGGAGCAGAACCGGCCCUACAGCGCCCAGGACGUGUUCGGGAACCUGCAGCGGGAACACAGACUGGGCAAGGCGGCGGUGGUGAAGGCGCUGGAUCAGCUGGCCCAACAAGGCAAGAUCAAAGAGAAGAUGUACGGCAAGCAGAAGAUAUACUUUGCUGACCAGGAACAAUGUGACAUGAUCAAUGAUGCUGACCUCCAAGUCCUGGAUGCCAAAAUCGUGGCCCUCACUGCUAAGGUGCAGAGCUUGCAGCAGAGCUGCCGCCACAUGGAGGCUGAGCUGAAGGAGUUAACUAGUGCCCUGACCACACCGGAGAUGCAGAAAGAGAUCCAGAAGGUAAAGAAGGAAUGUGCUGGCUACACAGAGAGACUGAAGAACAUCAAAGCGGCCACCAACCACGUGACUCCAGAAGAGAAAGAGCAGGUGUACAGAGAGAUGCAGAGGUACUGCAAGGAGUGGAGGAAGCGCAAGAGGAUGGCAACAGAGCUGUCUGAUGCAAUCCUUGAGGGAUACCCCAAGAGCAAGAAGCAGUUUUUUGAGGAAGUUGGGAUAGAGACAGAUGAAGAUUACAACCUCAAGCUCCCAGAUCCCUGAGGCCCUCCGGCAGGCCUGGGAACAGAGA